This is a messenger RNA of Marasmius oreades (fairy-ring Marasmius), 342 nucleotides long. RefSeq lists its product as uncharacterized. The transcript is spliced from 2 exons. The coding region runs from base 1 to 342 and encodes 113 amino acids. Gene Ontology annotation, molecular function: flavin adenine dinucleotide binding; oxidoreductase activity. Lineage: Eukaryota; Fungi; Basidiomycota; Agaricomycetes; Agaricales; Marasmiaceae. The record is from RefSeq and is a predicted model, not a curated record.
AUGGCACAAGUUCCCAAUACCGUUGACUACAUUGUUGUUGGAGGAGGCACAGCAGGCAAUGUAGUCGCCGUGCGUCUGGCUGAGCAAGGCAAUUCUGUAUUGGUUUUGGAAGCGGGGAAGGAUGCUUCUACUGAAACUGAAGUCAGGACGCCAGGAUUGGGAAUGCUCAACAUGAGGAAUCCUGAACGGAACUGGAACAUCUUAUCGUCGCCGCAAAAAGCUUUAAAUGGAAGACAGAUCUCCCUUCCACGGUCAGACAACUCAUUCGUUCAAGUCCAUAACUUGCGUUCUGAUUCGGGCUCAAACACAGCGGGAAAGUCCUCGGAGGGUGUAGUAGUGUGA